ACACACACUGUGGUACCCCAAGCUGCUCUUGUUGUCCCACUAGGGCAAACUGUCGCCGGAUCCCCUUGGGUAAGGUUGUGGAUGGCGUGUACUGCACCAGGGCUAUGCUGGAAGGGCACUAGGACCCUGGGGAGGUGCUCUGAAGACUAGGGACGUCAGCACAUCCACUAAUUGGAGUCCAGCUGCAAAUGGAAUUUUGAAGAUCGGAGUGGACUGCAGAUCAGCCAAGAGGGCCCAUCCACCUUCCAGACUCGAGAUCCAAAGAAGAUUGAAGAAGUUUUUGUUGCAUUUUGUUUUCAGUUUGAGGCUUUAUAAGUUAAUAAAAGAAACCGUCUGCUGGAAAUCACUCUCCUCGUGUCUUUGGAUCCCUGGGAGUUCACAUUUGGUGGAGAAUGCGGGCAAGGUGACCCAGCUCAGCAAAAAAACCCCAACCCAUGGAUCCAGCGCUAAAAGAAGUUUUGUCCACCAUCGUGCAGACACAACAAACGCUACAGAGAGCCCUUACGGAGUUCUGCAAACAAUCAUCGCCGAAGACCCCUGACAAGGUAUUGACAAAACUAACAGCUGAAGAUGAUGUAGAAUCGUAUCUGGAACUCUUUGAGCGAGUCGCCACCAGAGAGAGAUGGCCGAGAGAAGACUGGGCCCAUAUUUUGACUCCUUUUUUAACGGGGGAGGCCCAACAGGCUUGUAGAGAUUUAUCUAUAGCCGAGGCAGCUAAUUAUACCCAGCUCAAAGCCAUAAUUUUGGCACAGUAUGGCUAUAGUCUACCAGCAAAGGCUCAAAGGGUCCAUCAAUGGGCCUACGAUCCCAGCACACCUGCACGGCCCCAGAUAAAAACUCUCCAGCGGCUAGUAAGGACGUGGCUCACGGAGGGCGAUGGCCCUGCAGCGAUUGACCGAGUGGUGCUGGACCAGUGUGUUAGAGCACUACCCAAUGACGCAAAGAAAUAUGUCGCCCAGCAGGGAGUUCCCGACCUGGAUCGGCUGAUUGCAUUGCUAGAAAACCAUCGAGUGACAAAGGAUCUGAUCAAACCCAUGAAGAUAGAGGGUCGAAGCAGUCCGGCGAAACUCGAGAGAACCAGCCUCCCCCGACCGGGUGGAAACAGUCCUAGGAGAGGAGUAGGAGAGCUGCCAGGUGUCAGGUGGGGCAGGUCCCCUGCCCGAAGUCCCCUGUCAACAGAGGAUCGGCUUUGUUUCGUGUGUGGUAAAGAAGGCCACUUUGCAAGGGAGUGCCCUGAGAGAGAUGAGUCCAUGCCAACAGCGGGACCUGCAUUGUCUUCGUUCCCAUGUGGAUACCUCACCACAGAUUGGAUGGAAGCCCAUGAGUCUGCUCCACGGUUCCCCAUAAAAAUCAUGGGACAGGAUACAGAGGCCCUGCUGGAUUCGGGAAGUGUCAUCACCCUUGUCUGCCCCGAGUUGGUGAAAGAUGCCCAUGGGGAAGCAGUGGCCGUGGCAUGUAUACACGGAGACACUAAGAGCUACCCAACAAGCCAGGUGAGAAUUCAAUCUCCCAGAGGGACUGUGUUCACAAGAGUUGGGGUGGUUCCUGGCCUACCAGUACUGAUGGGCAGAGAUUUUGCCCUGUUUGCGAGAUAUUGGAACACUCCACAACAGGCCUGGGGAGUAGGACCAAAGAAGGCAGCCAAACCAAGGAAGCCACCGAAGAUCCACCAAGCAUGUGCAGCCCCCUCAAAGGAGGGUUCCCCAUCCAGCCCUGGAGAAGAACAGGACCCCCACCCAGGCUGCGUUGGUGGAAUCCCGGCGGCGGAACCACAAACGCCAGAGCAAGGGGAAUCUUCUGGAAGUAGAGAGGGGGUCACUGCUGAGCGUUUCUCUGACUUCCUCCAGAUCCACAGUGAGGCUCCAGGGGGCGCCACAGAGUUCAGCCGGAAGCAACAUGAGGAUCCAAACUUAGCCCAGGCGUGGAAAUCGGCGGUAUUCAGCAGUGAAGAACAAGGCGAGGUGAGUCGACUUAAUCUUCCAUGUUUUUCAGUGAAAAAUGGGUUGCUGUACAGAAAGGUAAAAAAAGGUGAGUAAGUAGUUAGUCAGCUCCUGGUGCCAAGAUCCUAUGCCUCUAAAGUGCUUUACUUAGCCCACUCCCAUGUCCUCGGAGCUCACCUUGGGUCUGAAAAAACCUAUGAACGGAUAACUUCCCGAUUCUACUGGCCAGGUGUAAAGAGAGCGGUAGAAGAUUAUUGUCGUCAUUGUGCUGAAUGUCAGCUCCACAGCCCCAAAGUGACCUACCGCAGCCCGUUAAUUCCCUUACCAAUAAUUGAUGUUCCCUUCAGGCGGAUUGGGAUGGACAUCGUGGGGCCUCUCCCUAAAUCGAGCAGACAACAUCGCUACAUUUUGGUCCUCCUUGAUUAUGCUACGGGAUAUCCAGAGGCCAUCCCUUUAAGGGCAGCCACCGGUAAGGCCGUGGCCAAGGAACUAUUCCUCCUAUGCAGUAGGGUCGGGAUACCAGAGGAGAUACUAACCGAUCAGGGGUCGUGCUUCAUGUCAAAUGUAAUGAAAGCCUUCUGUCGCCUCCUGAAAGUGAAACAGGUCCGUACAUCUGUCUAUCACCCACAAACGGAUGGUCUUGUUGAGAGGUUCAAUAAGACAUUAAAGCAGAUGUUAAGGAAGAUGAUGGUUACAGAUGGGAAGGAUUGGGACUAGCUCUUGCCUUACCUUAUGUUCUCCAUUCGUGAGGUGCCUCAAGCAUCCACAGGUUUCUCGCCGUUUGAGUUGUUGUACGGUAGAAGGCCACGAGGUCUGUUAGACUUAGCCAGAGAGGCAUGGGAACAACAGCCAACACGACACACCACGGUGAUAGAACAUGUGGAGAGGAUGCACCAGCGGAUGAGUCAACUGUGGCCGAUGGUAAGAGAGCACAUGCUAAAAGCUCAGGAGGAACAAGCUAGGCUGUAUAACAGGGGUGCACAGGUGAGGGAGUUCAGUCCAGGGGACAAAGUGUUAAUCCUCAUUCCCACUCAAGAGUGUAAAUUCUUAGCUAAGUGGCAUGGGCCAUACGAAGUGAUUGAAAAGCUGGGCCCCGUCAACUAUAGAGUGAGGCAGCUGGGGAGAAGACAGAGCAGUCAGAUAUAUCAUAUCAAUCUGAUCAAGGUGGCAUGAACACAAUCAGGUCGAUGCACAGGCACUGUCAACUCACCAGCCUACCUCCGGACCUCCGCAAGUUCCCAUGGGCGAGCAACUGGCGCCACAUCAAGUCCAAGACCUGACCCAGUUGCUGUGCCGGUACCACGAUGUUUUCUCCGACAAACCGGGAAGGACGAUGGUCGUGGCCCACGACAUCAUCACGGAGCCUGGGAAAAAGGUACGACUUGAACCUUACAGAAUUCCAGAAGCCAGGAGGGAAGCCAUCCGGGAGGAGGUUAAGGCAAUGUUGAAGAUGGGGGUAAUAGAGGAAUCUCAUAGUGCCUGGAGCAGUCCAAUUGUCAUUGUGCCCAAACCUGAUGGGACGUUAAGAUUCUGCAAGGACUUUCGAAAGCUUAACGAGAUCUCAGCAUUUGACUCUUAUCCGAUGCCCAGAGUAGAUGAGCUGCUAGAAAGAUUGGGACCUGCUAGGUUCAUCAGCACCUUAGAUCUUACUCGUGGGUACUGGCAGGUGCCACUUACAGACCAGGCUAAGGAAAAAACCGCCUUUGCAACACCUGAUGGGCUGUUCCAGUACAAAGUGUUACCAUUUGGCAUUCAUGGGGCUCCCGCCUGUUUCCAAAGGCUAAUGGAUAAGGUCCUUAGACCUCACAGACAUUAUGCUGCAGCGUAUUUGGAUGAUAUAGUCCUUCAUAGCACUGAUUGGCAGACUCACCUGCAGCACUUGGAAGCCGUUCUGGGGGAGCUGAGAGAUGCAGGGUUGACGGCUAAAGCAUCAAAGUGCCGCCUUGGGCUAGAAGAAACAGACUACCUGGGCUACACAGUUGGAAGAGGAUGUGUACGGCCACAAGCAUCUAAGGUGGAGGCUAUUACCACAUGGCCACGGCCGGGCACAAAGCGACAGGUACGAACAUUUCUGGGUCUUGUUGGAUAUUAUCGUCAGUUUGUGCCCAACUUUGCUUCUCUAGCAGCUCCUCUUUUCGAGUUGACCAAGAAGGUUGGGAAGAGCCGCCUACAGUGGACCGAAGAGGCAGAGGAGGCCUUUCGGGAAGCUGAAGGAUGCCCUCUG
Molecule: messenger RNA, 4164 nt
Organism: Alosa sapidissima (American shad)
Lineage: Eukaryota; Metazoa; Chordata; Actinopteri; Clupeiformes; Clupeidae
Exons: 2
Coding region: 435-2036 (533 amino acids)
Molecular function (GO): nucleic acid binding; zinc ion binding
Source: RefSeq, a predicted model, not a curated record